This is a messenger RNA of Aphis gossypii (cotton aphid), 1466 nucleotides long. RefSeq lists its product as uncharacterized. The transcript is spliced from 4 exons. Bases 474 to 878 code for a protein of 134 amino acids. The record is from RefSeq and is a predicted model, not a curated record. Lineage: Eukaryota; Metazoa; Arthropoda; Insecta; Hemiptera; Aphididae.
AGCCUGCAGCUGCCGGUCGGUCGAGUCACGAACCACCUGUCCUGUAGACCACGCUACCACAGUGUCACGGUGACGGACGGCGUCGGCGACUUAAAUAUCAGCUCUGUUCCAUAAGGGUGGCUGUUAAAAUUUUCAUUGCGCCGCCGUUUUCAGUUUACUGUUUGUAUUCCGUUUUGUCCUCGUCAACAGGUAACACCACGUUUUCUUGUACCGGCUUCCACCAGGACGGCACUAGCCACUAAUGCCUAUCAAUUUAUUAUUAUUAUUAUUUCGUAUUCGUUGAGACGUCUACUCGCCGUGUGAAGUGUAGAACCGUAUGUGGCACUCUAGUGGUUGUCUGCACCUUGAAAUAAUUGAUUUGUCUUCGAAACACCCGCGGAACGCGAUUUGGUGUUAAUCGAUCGAGCCUUACGAAUCAUAAUAUCAUAUCGGUCUAGACGUUUUACAAACAUUCACUUACCAUCACUAUCACCAUGAGCAACUUGAGCGGCAGAGACUCCGAGGCUGAGUUUUUCAUUAAUAGAGAAAUUUUGUCACUGGAUCAAUACAAACAGUUGAAUAAUAAUCGUGAGAACUUGGACCUUCAAUUGUUGAUUGGCCUGGCGACCGAUGAUGAACUGUUUGAGCAAAUCAAAACCGAAAUUGAUUUAUUUGAAAAGUGCUAUAGUAUCAUUGAAAGAGAGGAUGCCGAUAAUCAUAAAAAAUUAUUACUUUUGGUGUUGUUCGAUCGCAUAAACACUUUGUUUGCCCAUUUGUUUCACCUGUUCCCCAUCAAUGCUAAACAUGCCGAGAAGUAUUUACAAUUAUGCUCAAAUUAUAUUUGUUCAAUCAUAUCUUCACUUCCAACUAUUCUCAGAGAAAAUAAUCUUAUUAAAUAAACAGUAUUUUAUUAUUUAAUACUUUGGUUAAUUAAGCAUUUUAAUAUUUGAUCAUUCUUUACUAUUGUAAAACCUUAUCCCAAUUGCCACUGUAUUAUUGUUUUAACUGUUUAUUUUUUAAUCCAUUCCUUAGUGAAAUAAGUAUAAAAAGCUCUAUUGGAGGUUUUUAAUUAAAUUUUAAAUAAUAUCAUCAUUUAUCAUUAUUAAUAUUAUUUUUUUAAAUUAAUGUAAAUUCUUAUUGUAAUUUAUCUCCUGCCCAUAUUUAUGUUAUAUCAUUGAGGUGUUAAUUACCUACCUAUUAAAUGAAUGUGAAUAAAUAUAAAUCAUGUUACGAGUAAAUUGAAUGUAAUAUUGUAUUUUAGAAUAUUAUAAGUGGAGUGUAACAUUUUUAACAUAUUUAAUUAAAAAAUGGUCAAUUAUUUGAAAUGAUUUAUGUUUCUUUAAAAUUAAAAUUAAAUAAAGUAUAAUUAUUAUUAACCCUAUGUCGGUCCCACCAAAAAUUUCACUUGGUUAGUCACACAAUCAUUAUGACCACAUCAUUUGUCUAAAUAAAAUCUGUUUGAAAUAUACAUAAUAUAUUUUUAUUAA